AUGAUAGUAGUGCAAUUAAACAUUAAUCAUUGUAGGGCGGCACAAGACAUGCUUAUGCAGNACGUGAUGGAGACUGGGGCUGGAUUGGCAUGUGUUGCUGAACCGUAUAUGGUCCCCGAUUCACAGUUAUGGUUCGGGGACUUGGAUAAUACAGCUGCUGUUUAUUGGCAUCCGCGAGCGUGCAAGUUGGAAGUCCGCCCUAUUGUUAGGGGUAGAGNUUUCGUUGGUAUCAAGAUUGGGGGCUGGCGGAUGUUUAGUGUCUAUCUUUCCCCUAAUGAAUGCCGAAAAGAUUUUGAGGACCGUCUGGAUAGGCUGGCCGAUAGCGUCAGGAGAACAGGACCCUCCCCCUUUGUUAUUAUGGGGGAUUUUAAUGCGGCUUCGACGAGUUGGGGAUCAAAGCGCACUAAUAUGCGUGGCNAAGUGUUGGAAGAAUGGGCAGCUUCCCUCGAUCUAGUUUUGCUCAAUGUGGGUACCUCCCCUACAUGUAUACGGGCGCAAAGUACCUCGGUGGUGGAUCUCACUUGGUGCAGCCCGGAUAUGGCNAAAAAUAUGAGUAAUUGGAGAGUUAUUGGGGACACUGAGACCAUGUCAGACCAUGCUCUCAUUGAGAUGGAAAUCAAACAGCAUGUUGACGCGGAAAUAACAGACUGUCGAAGAAAGAAGCAGGCUACUUUCCCUAGAUGGUCAACGAAGAGUAUGAACUGGGAUUUGUUAACAGCUGCUAUGAUCACAAAGGAUUGGCUGUGUCCGCAGCCUGUAUUGUGCGACUCGGAGGAAGCGGCAGCCCGACUGGUUCAGCUCCUGGAGGAAGCCU
This is a messenger RNA of Pseudomyrmex gracilis, 814 nucleotides long. RefSeq lists its product as uncharacterized. The transcript has a single exon. The record is from RefSeq and is a predicted model, not a curated record. The annotation marks the transcript as partial. NCBI's taxonomy places the organism in Eukaryota, Metazoa, Arthropoda, Insecta, Hymenoptera, Formicidae. Gene Ontology annotation, molecular function: catalytic activity.